Molecule: messenger RNA, 981 nt
Organism: Hevea brasiliensis (rubber tree)
Lineage: Eukaryota; Viridiplantae; Streptophyta; Magnoliopsida; Malpighiales; Euphorbiaceae
Product: CASP-like protein 2B1
Exons: 3
Coding region: 451-966 (171 amino acids)
Source: RefSeq, a predicted model, not a curated record
UUAAAAUGGCCUCACCUUAUCUGACCCUUUUCUUGGGGCAAGCAACUGUUGCCUCCUCCUUGACCAAAAAGAAAGAGCUCUAAAUCUAAACAACACUGAACCAGAAAGCGUCCUCACCAAUAGGUUUUAAAUGCAAGAUCAGACUUGCAUUAAAUAUUCCUUUCUGGUGUUCUAUGUACGUCUCAUGCGUGCUUUUGACAAUUAGGCUGCAUAGCAAUCUUCCACCAACACAACACUGAUCAUUUCAUAAAUGGAAAAUUCACAGCAAAAAUGAAAAAACCCAAAAAGCCCAAGAAAGUGAAAAAACAAUACUUUUGCGAGUCGCCUAUUUAAGUGGUGUGGAGCUUUGUGGUUUUGCUGGUGUGAGGCUUUGCAGGUUCCAGUCUUUUGAGAAUUUUUGUCUCUUCUAAUUCUUCUUCUAAUUUUUGGUUAGUUUUGGCUGUGGAAAAGAUGAGUUAUUUGGGUGUUGGUGUUAGUCCUGGGAAUGUGCCUGUGUAUCAUGAUACCAAUUUGAAGGUUAUUGAUAGAAGGAUGAGGAUUGCAGAGCUGGUUUUGAGGUGUUUGAUUUGUGGCUUGGGAGUUCUUGCUGUCCUUGUUGGAGCAGAUACCCAAGUUAAAGAAAUAUUUUCAAUUCAAAAGAAAGCUAAAUUCACUGACAUGAAAGCUCUCGUCUUUUUGGUGAUAACAAAUGCGAUAGCUGCCGCCUAUUCCUUUCUCCAAGGAGCGCGUUGUCUUGUGGGUAUGAUUGGAGGAAGUGUGCUCUUCAGCAGGCUCUUAGCAUGGGCAAUCUUCUCAGGAGAUCAGGUGAUGGCUUAUCUAACUAUAGUAGCUAUUGCUGCUGCUACACAAUCUGCAGUGUUUGCAAAAUUGGGACAGUCUGAGCUACAAUGGAUGAAGACAUGCAAUAUGUAUGGAAAAUUCUAUCACCAAGUUGGGGAGGGAACAACAAGUGUACUUUUUGGUUAGUCUAAGCAUGGUGGU